Messenger RNA from Rattus norvegicus (Norway rat), 1433 nucleotides. RefSeq names its product pyridoxal kinase (gene Pdxk). Gene Ontology annotation, cellular component: cytosol. The record is from RefSeq and is marked validated. Gene Ontology annotation, biological process: pyridoxal 5'-phosphate salvage; vitamin B6 metabolic process. The transcript is spliced from 11 exons. NCBI's taxonomy places the organism in Eukaryota, Metazoa, Chordata, Mammalia, Rodentia, Muridae. Gene Ontology annotation, molecular function: pyridoxal kinase activity. The coding region runs from base 118 to 1056 and encodes 312 amino acids.
GUCCAAACCCAGCGCCUGCGCGUGCUUAAAGCACCGGGAGCAGAGAGCAAUCCGGCAGUCUGAGCAGCCCCAGCCCUUGACACGACCUGGACUACGCGCCACUACGGUCUUCCCGGCAUGGAGGGCGAAUGCCGGGUGCUCUCCAUCCAGAGCCAUGUUGUCCGCGGCUACGUGGGCAACAGAGCGGCCAUGUUCCCUCUGCAGGUUUUGGGAUUUGAGGUUGAUGCCGUGAACUCUGUGCAGUUUUCAAACCACACAGGCUAUGCCCACUGGAAGGGCCAGGUGCUGACGUCCCAGGAGCUGCAUGCGCUGUACGAAGGUCUCAAGGCAAACAGUGUCAACAAGUAUGACUACGUGCUCACUGGUUACACGAGAGACAAGUCCUUCCUGGGCAUGGUGGUGGAUAUCGUGCAGGAGCUGAAGCAACAGAACUCUCGACUCGUGUACGUGUGCGACCCUGUGAUGGGCGACAAGUGGAACGGAGAAGGCUCCAUGUACGUUCCCCAGGACCUGCUUCCCGUGUACAGGGAGAAAGUGGUACCCAUGGCCGACAUCAUCACUCCCAACCAGUUUGAGGCUGAGUUGCUGAGUGGCAGAAAAAUCCACAGCCAAGAAGAAGCAUUUGCGGUGAUGGAUGUGUUGCACCGCAUGGGUCCUGACACUGUGGUCAUCACCAGCUCUGACCUGCCCUCCCCAAAGGGCAGCGACUACCUGAUGGCGCUGGGAAGCCAGAGGAUGAGGAAGCCUGAUGGCUCCACAGUGACCCAGCGCAUCCGGAUGGAGAUGCGCAAGGUGGAUGCCGUCUUCGUGGGCACCGGGGACCUCUUCGCUGCCAUGCUUCUGGCGUGGACACACAAACACCCCGACAACCUCAAGGUGGCCUGUGAGAAAACGGUGUCUGCCAUGCAGCAUGUCCUGCAGAGGACCAUCCGGUGUGCAAAAGCCGAAGCAGGAGAAGGACAGAAGCCCAGCCCGGCUCAGCUGGAGCUGAGAAUGGUGCAGAGCAGGAAGGACAUCGAGGACCCCGAGAUCGUAGUGCAGGCCACGGUGCUGUGAGGGCCGUGCACACUCACCCUGACACACACCGAGCUGAGGUGUCCGUCUCCAUCCCUGUGAAAAGCUGUAAAGUCUGCCUUAGAGCCAUGAUGAAACUUGACAUUGUGUUCCUCCCUGAGAGUCGGGUCUCAGACCGUCUCUGUCCUGAAAAUGUGCCAACGCGCUAUUUUUUUAAAAAAUGACAAAGGCGUCAUCGAAAUGUGUGAUUCAGACCCAUGGCCCCUUCCCUAAAGGCUCUGGGCCUCUGACUGCCUCAUGUUGACUCAUGGGUAUGUGGAAGGUAGGUGGAGGAGGGGAGCCUGCUGCCUCUGGACCCUUCUGUAGGCUACUGACUGCCAUUGCCCUUGUGGAUACACAAUCCAUGAUUGUGCAAAGAC